This is a messenger RNA of Nycticebus coucang (slow loris), 7697 nucleotides long. It is a transcript of the gene MTO1, whose product is annotated as mitochondrial tRNA translation optimization 1. Gene Ontology annotation, cellular component: cytosol. Lineage: Eukaryota; Metazoa; Chordata; Mammalia; Primates; Lorisidae. Gene Ontology annotation, biological process: tRNA methylation; tRNA wobble uridine modification. The record is from RefSeq and is a predicted model, not a curated record. Bases 100 to 2178 code for a protein of 692 amino acids. Gene Ontology annotation, molecular function: flavin adenine dinucleotide binding. The transcript has 12 exons.
UCUAGGCAAGAUGGCUGCGCCCUGCGAGUCUUUUCUUGCUUAAGCUUGCUGUGCCUUGCUCGUGUGAAGUUCAAAGUCACAGAAUUUCCCCCCCCCAUCAUGUUCUCCAUCCGAAGCUGUGGCCGUUGGGCCAUGGCUUCCUUCACGAAACAGCACCUUCCCAGGGCCCAGUUUUGCAGUGACAGCACGGCGCCCGGGACCCCGCAGUUCGACGUGGUCGUCAUUGGUGGAGGACAUGCCGGGACCGAGGCAGCCGCCGCUGCCGCCCGGUGUGGCUCCCGGACUCUGCUCCUCACACACCGCGUGGAUACGAUCGGUCAGAUGUCAUGUAAUCCUUCCUUUGGUGGCAUUGGAAAGGGGCAUUUAAUGAGGGAAGUAGAUGCCUUGGAUGGCCUGUGUUCUCGAAUCUGUGACCAGUCUGGUGUACAUUACAAAGUAUUAAACCGGCGUAAGGGACCAGCUGUGUGGGGGCUGAGAGCUCAAAUUGACAGGAAACUCUACAAACAGAACAUGCAGAAAGAAAUUCUGAAUACCCCGCUGCUUACUGUUCAGGAAGGAGCUGUUGAAGAUCUUAUUCUUACAGAACCGGAGCCUGAAUACCCCGGGAAGUGCCGUGCCCGUGGUGUCGUUCUGGCCGAUGGAAGCAUAGUAAAUGCAGAAAGUGUGAUUCUGACUACCGGGACAUUUCUCAGAGGCACGAUUGUCAUUGGAUUGGAGAUGCAUCCUGCAGGACGUCUGGGGGAUCAGCCUUCUAUAGGGUUGGCUCAGACUUUGGAGAAGUUGGGGUUUGUGGUGGGAAGGUUGAAGACGGGGACUCCACCCCGAAUUGCCAAAGACUCCGUUAAUUUUAGCAUUCUAAACAAGCAGACACCAGAUAAUCCAUCCCUGCCAUUCAGCUUCCUCAGUGAGACAGUGUGGAUUAAGCCAGAAGAUCAGCUGCCAUGUUACUUGACUCACACUAACCCUAGAGUGGAUGAGAUCGUCCUUGAGAACCUUCACCUCAAUAGUCAUGUUAAGGAAACUACCAGAGGACCCCGGUACUGUCCCUCCAUUGAAUCGAAGGUUUUGCGUUUCCCAAACCGUAUACAUCAGGUUUGGUUGGAACCUGAAGGAAUGGAUUCUGACCUCAUCUAUCCCCAAGGGUUAUCUGUGACGCUCCCAGCUGAGUUACAGGAAAAAAUGAUCACGUGCAUCAGAGGCUUGGAAAAAGCUAAAAUGAUUCAGCCAGGCUAUGGUGUUCAGUAUGAUUACUUAGAUCCCCGUCACAUCACUCCUUCCCUGGAGACUCAUCUGGUUCAGCGGCUCUUCCUUGCUGGCCAGAUAAAUGGCACCACUGGUUAUGAGGAAGCUGCAGCUCAGGGUGUGAUAGCUGGGAUCAACGCCAGUCUCCGGGUCAGUCGCAAGCCUCCCUUUGUCCUUAGCCGGACAGAAGGCUACAUAGGAGUCCUGAUUGAUGACCUCACCACAUUGGGCACCAGUGAACCCUACCGCAUGUUUACCAGCCGAGUGGAGUUCCGUUUGUCGCUGCGCCCUGAUAAUGCUGACAGCCGCCUCACAUUUCGAGGGUAUAAGGAAGCUGGCUGUGUGUCCCAGCAACGAUAUGAAAGAGCUUCUUGGAUGAAGUCUUCUUUAAAAGAAGGCAUUUCUAUGUUGAAAUCCAUUGAGUUUUCAAGCUCUAAAUGGAAAAAAUUAAUACCACAGGCUCCUAUAAGUACUAGCAGAAGUCUGCCCGUCAGUGCUCUGGAUGUUCUGAAGUAUGAGGAAGUUGACAUGGAGUUAUUAGCCCAGGCUGUUCCAGACCCCUUGAGGAAGUAUACUCAAUGCAGAGAGCUGGCUGACAGACUGAAGAUAGAAGCCGCUUAUGAAUCAGCGUUGUUCUUUCAACUACAAGAAAUAAAGGAAGUUCAGCGAGAUGAAGCUCUCCAGUUGCCAAGUGACCUAGAUUAUUUGUCUGUCAAGGACGUGUCCUUGUCCCAGGAAGUUCGAGAGAAACUGCAUCUCAGUCGUCCACAGACGAUCGGGGCUGCCAGUCGUAUACCUGGAGUGACACCUGCUGCCAUCGUCAAUCUGCUCAGAUUUGUGAAGACCACGCAGCAGAGCCGGUCAGCUGUGGACGAGCUGCCCAAGACUGACCAGUACUUACGUGACACACACAGUCUUCAAGAGAGAAAGUUAUAGCUUUUAAUUCAUGGAAGACUUUUUUUUUUUUUUUUUUAGAGACAGAGUUUCACUUUAUCGCCCUUGGUAGAGUGCCGUGGUGUCACACAGCUCACAGCAACCUCCAACUCCUGGGCUUAGGUGAUUCUCUUGCCUCAACCUCCUAAGUAGCUGGGACUACAGGCACCCGACUAUUUUUUUGUUGCAGUUUGGCCGGGGCCAGGUUUGAACCCACCACCCUUGGUAUAUGGGGCCCAUGCCCUACCCCCUGAGCCACAGGUGCCGCCCCAUGGAAGAUUUUUUUUUUUUUUGAGACAGAGCCUCCAGCUGUUGCCCUGGGUAGAGUACCGUGGCAUCACAGCUCACAGCAACCUCUAACGCAUGGGCUCAAGCGAUUCUCCUGCCUCCGCCUCCCAAGUAGCUGGGACUACAGGCGCCUGCCACAACGCCUGGCUAUUUUUUGGUUGCAGCCGUCAUUGUUGUUUGGUGGGCCCAGGCCGGAUUCGAACCCACCAGCUCAGGUGUAUGUGGCUGGCGCCUUAGCCGCUUGAGCCACAGGCGCUGAGCUGGAAGAUUUUUUUUUUUUUUUUUUGUAGAGACAGAGUUUCACUUUAUUGCCCUUGGUAGAGUGCUGUGGCGUCACACAGCUCAUGGUAACCUCCAACUCCUGGGCUUAGGCGAUUCUCCUGCCUCAGCCUCCCGAGUAGCUGGGACUACAGGCACCCGCCACAAUGCCCGGCUAUUUUUUUUUUUUUUGUUGCAGCUUGGCCGGGGCUGCGUUUGAACCCGCUACCCUCGGCAUAUGGGGCCUGCGCCCUGCUCACUGAGCCACAGGCGCCGCCCGAGCUGGAAGAUUUUUUUAAAGUGUAUGAAUAAUUUAAUCAAUACAAGAAUAUAGAAAAGAGAUGAGAACUAUUUACACCUGUUAAAAUAGCUUUAUUAGAUUCUUAUGAGUUUGUCAUUAAUUUAUGAAGAGGACAGAGAUUAUAAUUAUACUUUUUUAUCUGAAAAAACUAGUUGUAACAAUUUAUACUGUUUUUCUAAGAAGCUCUAAUACAGUUAACCUAAUUCAUCUAACUUUGUGAUAUGUUCAUCAAAGAAAGAUACAGUGAGCCUAAAACUAAACCUGCAAAAAAAUUUUCAACCUUGCAGAUUUACCUACUUAAAAGGAUGUUGCCCAUUAAGAGUACCAAAUUAAAAUUUUAUCUCUCAGCCUAUCUUGAAAGUCCUUUGCCUAGUGAUGCUAGCUAAGGAAGCAGUAUCAAAGCCCUUGAAUUCUUAGACUGAACAUGGGAGAUUGGCCACGUGUGGUGGGAGGCUGAGGCAGGAGGAUCGAGCUGGGCAUUGUGGCAGGCGCCUGUUGUCUCAGCUACGAGGGAGGCUAAGGCAGGAGGAUUGCUUGAGCCCAGGAGUGUGGGGUUGCAAUCAUUCAGGUAAUUUCCAGUAUUGGAAUGUGGUAUGGAGGGUGAAAGUUGACUUCUUCUUUUUUUUUUUUUUUUGAGACAGUCUCAGUAUGUCACCCUCGGUAGAGUGCCGUGGUAUUACAGCUUACAACAACCUCAAACUCUUGGGCUUAAGUGAUUAUCUUACAUCAGCCUCCCAAGUAGCUGGGACUACAGGCACCCACUACAACGCCCAGCUGUUUUCUUGUUGUUGUUGUUGUAGUUGUCCUUGUUUAGCUGGCCUGGGCUGGGUUUAACCGGCCAGCCUCGUUGUAUGUGGCUGGUGCCCUAACCACUGGGCUAUGGGCGCCAAGCCGGAAGUUGACUUCUGAGAUUUCCGUACUUCAGAAAAUCCUCACCAAUAAUUAUUUUUGAAUAGUAAUGAAAGCCCUGUAAAUAGAAAGAUUGGAAAUCACCAUUGUUUCCUAUCACUCACAACGUGGAAACUUAUUUGGUAACCUGGUGAAGGGAGAAUAAAGUAAAGGUAAUUGUUUUGUAUCAUACAAUAAUGAUUUUUUUUAUUUUUUAAAGCUUUUUUUUUUUUGUAGAGACAGAGUCUCACUUUACUGUCCUUGGUAGAAUGCCAUGAUGUUACACGGCUCACAGCAACCUCCAACUCCUGGGCUUAAGUGAUUCUCUUGCCUCAGCCUCCUGAGCAGCUGGGACUAUAGGUGCCCGCCACAACGCCCGGCUAUUUUUGUUGUUGUUGCAGUUUAGCAGGGGCUGGGUUUGAACCCGCCACCCUCGGUAUAGGGGGCCGGCGCCCUACUCACUGAGCCACAGGCGCUGCCCAAUAAUGAUCUUUUUUUAUGAAACUGUCAUGGCCAUGAUUUCUUAUCACUGAAGAAAGGUCUGUAGUAACUGGUGAGCAGUGUUUUCCUAUUAAGCCAGAAUUUGACAGAAAAACCAGCAUAGUGCUGGGUAUCCCUGAUCCUCUCCAGUACACGGAUGGACUGUGCUAACAAGGGAUGGUGGGGGAUGACCAGCUCAGCCUUCUGACUGGCUCUCAGACACUUCAACCUUCUGGAUAGACCAGGGGAUGAAUACAGUUAAGUGGGGGCAGAGGGCUUGUCCCCGGAAUGCUAACCUGGAUCUCGGGUGUCAGCCUAGAAAGAAGCUCCUGUGUCAGCUUCAGGCCAAAGCAGGUACUUAGGAGAGCUCCAACGGCCCAAAAGUCACAGUGGCUACAGAUUGAAGUUGGAUUAUGGGUGUGAGGCAGCCAACCAUCUUGUUGCUGUGAUUGCAUAUAGUCUUUUCAGAAAGCAGUCAGAUCAGUAUCAAAUAAAAAGCAUUUGUAAUGUUGGAUCAUUUAGCAAUGAUGAAUUCUUUCUGCUACUUAGUAAGUUCAAAAGGGUGGUAACUUAACUUUUAGUCGUUAUAGCUAAAUUCCUGUGCAGAAUUCCUACUACCAAGACAAUAUUAAUUAUAAUACCAUGUUAUAUAUUAUUUAUUUAUUUAUUUAGAGACAGUUUCAAGCUAUCACCCUGAGUAGAGUGCCAUGGCAUAGCUCACAGCAACCUCAAACUCUUGGACUGAAGCAAUCCUUUUGCCUCAGAUUUUCUAUUUUUAGUAGAGACGGGAUCUCGCUUUUGCUCAGGCUGGUCUUAAACUCGUGAGCUCAAGCAAUCCACCUGCCUUAGCCUCCCAGAGUGCUAGGAUUACAGGCAUGAGGCACCACACCUGGCCCUAUUUAUUUUAUUUAUUUUUUGAGACAGAGUCUCACUUUGUCACCGUCGGUGAAGUGCUGUGGCAUCAUCGGUGAAGUGCUGUGGCAUCAUAGCUCACAGCAACCUCUAACUCUUGAGCUCAAGAGAUUCUCUUGGCUUGGCCUCCUGAGUAGCUGGGACUAUAGGUGCCCCACUAUUUUUAGAGGCAGAGUCUUGCACUUGCUCAGACUGGUCUCCAACAUGUGAGCUCAGGCAAUCCACCCUCCUCAGCCUUCCAGAGUGCUAGGAUUACAGGCCUGAGCCACUGUGCCCAGCAUAUAUAUUUUAAAAAGAAGGGAUUUGUGCUACCUGUUAGCGCAAGAAGGAAAAUCGCUUAUUUUACUUUUGUUUUUUUUCUGAUUAAAUACUGGAGUAAGUCAUUUGCAACAAUACGGGUAAACUUGGAAGACAUCAUGUUAAAUGAAAUAAGCCAGGCACUAACAGACAAAUGCUAUAUGAUCUCACUUACAUGUGGAAUCUUAAAAAAAAAACACUGAACUUAUAGCAAAAAAUAGAAUGGUGGUUACUAGUGAUAAGGGUAGGGAAAGCAGGGAGAUGUUGGUUGAAGGCUACAACAUUUUAGUUAGAAUAAGUUUUGGAGAUCUAUUGUAUAGCACGGUGACUAUCAUUCAUGUUAAUGUGUGGUAGUAGACUUGAAAAUUUCUAAAAUAGGCUCGGUUCCUGUAGCUUAGCAGCUAGGGUGCCAGCCACAUACCUGGGAGCUGGCAGGUUCGAAUCCAGUCCCAGGCCUGCCAAACAACACAGAUAACUAUAACCAAAAAGUAGUCUGGUGUUGUGGCAGACCGCCUGUAGUCCCAGCUACUUGGGAGGCCCAGGCAGGAGAAUCGCUUAAGCCCAGGAGUUGGAGGUUGCUGUGAGCUGUGAUGCUACAGCACUCUACCCAGGGUGACAGCUUGAAGCUCUGUCUCAAAAAAUAAAAAUAAAAUAAAUCCACAAUUGAAGAUAUGUUACUUUAUACAAAGUUAUAUCAUUCAAAAUCUCAAAAUAAUAUAUAUAUAUGAUUUUUUUUUUUUUUAUGAUGGUCUCACUCUGUCACUCAGGUUAGAGUACAGUGGCAUCAUCAUAGCUCAGUGCAGCCUCAAACUCCUGUGUUCAAGCAGCCCUGCGUCAGCCUCCUAGGUAGCUGGGACUACAAGCGCAUGCCACUAUGCCCAGGUAAUUUUAUAUUCAUAUAAAUGUGUAUGUGUGUAUCUUUUUUUUCCUUUAAGGCCAGUGUGGGACAAAGUUUAUUGAGAAAGAGAAAGACAGAGUAAGAAAGUUUACAAAGCAAGAUACGUUCACCAUAGACAAGGAAUGGGCCUCCAUGGCCAAGGCAAGUGGGCAAAGAGGCCUGAUUUUUUUUUUUUUUUUUUUGAGAUAGAGUCUCAUUAUGUCGCCCUUGGUAGAGUGCCUUGGCAUCACAGCUCACAGCAACCUCAAAGUUUUUGGCUUGAGUGAAUCUCUAGCCUAAGCCUCCCAAGUAGCUGGGAAUACAGGCGCCCACCUAAACACCUGGCUGUUUUUUAUUGCAGUUAACAUUGUUGUCUAGAUGGCCCAGGCUGGGUGCAAACCCACCACCCUCGGUAUAUGUGGCUGGUGCCGUAACCAAUGUACUACGGUGCCGAGCCAAGGGGCCUGAUUUUUUUUAUAUUUUAUGUAGAGACGGUCUCCCUAUAUUGCUCAGGCUGGUCUGGAAUGCUUGGUCUCAACUGAUACUCCUGCCUCAGCCUUCCAAAGUGCUACAAUUAUAAGCAUGAGCCACUCUGCCCAGCUGCUCAAAAUAAUAUUUCACACCAGCCUAUCUUCUGGUGCUGCUAGCAAGAAGUGCUCUAGAAAAUGAUGCCCUAGGAAAAAAUGGGCUAAAAAUGUAACUUCAUGCAGUUCUGGGAGGCGCCUAUGGCUCAAUGAGCAGGGCGCCGGCCCCAUAUACCGAGGGUGAUGGGUUCAAACCCGGCCCCGGCCAAACUGCAACCAAAAAAUAGCCGGGCGUUGUGGCGGACGCCUGUAGUCCCAGCUACUCGGGAGACUGAGGCAGGAGAAUCGCCUAAGCCCAGGAGUUGGAGGUUACUGUGAGCUGUGUGAUGCCAUGGCACUCUACCAAGGGCGAUAAAGUGAAACUCUGUCUCUACAAAAAAAAAAAAAAAAAAAAGUAACUUAAUGCACUUAAGUUACUUCGUAGAAAUCCCCUAUUACUAACAAUAGUUGGUUUCCCAUAAAAGUUGUACAUACUUGGUGAUUUCCUCCACGCAUCAGACUGACCGGACUGCUCAGUAGUUGGAAGAGCCAAACUAAAGUUCACUUCAACAGGAACACCAGAAUAAAGAAGAGGAAGUGGCCAAGAAACAGGAAGCAUUGGUGAAAUCGUGGAAGAGGGAGGGUGAACAUGGAGACU